This is a messenger RNA of Alnus glutinosa, 1786 nucleotides long. RefSeq names its product glycosyltransferase BC10. Lineage: Eukaryota; Viridiplantae; Streptophyta; Magnoliopsida; Fagales; Betulaceae. Gene Ontology annotation, cellular component: membrane. Bases 334 to 1437 code for a protein of 367 amino acids. Gene Ontology annotation, molecular function: glycosyltransferase activity. The transcript has 11 exons. The record is from RefSeq and is a predicted model, not a curated record.
ACGGAAUCUCGAUUACGAAGCGAAGCCAACUCUGUAAGACUCCACUCACUCACUCUCAAGUCUCUCUCAUUCAUCGCACUCACAUUCUCUCCGGAAUCGACACGGAACCAAACUUCCACGAGAUUCUCGUACACCUUUUUCCACCAAAAAUCCAAAACCCACGCCAUUUCACUUCGCAAGCUUCUUAUCGCUCCAUUGAGACUCUUAUCGUUUCCCACACCUUGAAUUGAAUCUCCGAAUUUCGUAAUUGUGGCAAAAUAUGGAUCUUGAACUGGAAAGCGAUGAUUGAGGAGAGCUUCUCGAAGCCCUGGGUUGAGUGAAAGCCUGAGCUAAAUGAAGCGAAAAGUUUCGCAGCAGAGACCUUGGUGUUAUAAAUGGAGGAGGAAGCUUUUCGCGGUGUUAUUGCUAGGGUUUUGUUUCGGAACUACGGUAUUUAUGAUGCAGAGCCAGUACAGUCGGAUAAUGACGAUGGUGCAGAGGCCGAAGAUCGCCUUCUUGUUCAUCGCGCGGAAUCGGCUUCCUCUGGACAUGGUUUGGGACGCAUUCUUCCAGGGAGGGGAGAAUAAAUUUUCCAUUUUGGUUCACUCUAGGCCCAGGUUUCUGCUCAACAAGGCAACAACAAGAUCAGUCUAUUUUUUCAAUCGUCAAGUUAAUGAUAGUGUACAGGUAGAUUGGGGUGAAGCCAGCAUGAUUCAGGCAGAGCGUAUAUUACUUAAGCAUGCACUUGAGGAUCCUUUUAAUGAGCGCUUUGUGUUUCUUUCAGACAGCUGCAUUCCUCUAUACAACUUCAGCUACACGUAUGACUAUAUCAUGUCCACAUCACGUAGUUUUGUAGACAGCUUUGCUGAUACAAAAGAGGGUCGCUACAAUCCAAAAAUGGCUCCUGUUAUUCCAGUUCAUAACUGGAGGAAAGGAUCUCAAUGGGUUGUCCUGACCAGAAAGCAUGCAGAGGUUGUUGUGGAAGACAAUACUGUCUUUCCUAUGUUUCAACAGCAUUGCAAGAGAAAGUCACUACCUGAGUUUUGGCGGGAUCAUCCCCUUCCUGCUGAUGGAUCCAAGGAGCAUAAUUGUAUACCAGAUGAACAUUAUGUUCAGACACUACUGGCUCAAGAAGGCCUUGAAGGAGAAAUUACACGAAGAUCACUGACACAUAGCUCAUGGGAUCUCUCAUCCUCCAACGACCAUGAACGUCGUGGAUGGCAUCCUGUGACUUACAAGUUUUCAGAUGCUACUCCCAUGCUUAUCCAAUUUAUAAAGGACAUAGAUAAUAUCUAUUACGAGACUGAAUACCGAAGAGAAUGGUGCACUAGCAAGGGGAAACCAUCCCAGUGUUUCCUUUUUGCAAGAAAAUUCACUCGGCCUGCUGCUUUCCGGCUUCUUAAUACGUCUCUGCUGGGGCCUUUCAAUGAAGCAACAAGGAAGUCCUAUCCCUGGUGAACCAGAUACCUGUUGAAGCUUAAUGUAGCUAAAAAGUACUAGUCUUAACCCAUAUGAAAAGAGUCAUGUAAUCUGCAUCUAAAAAUAAAGGAGAGAGCUGUAAAUUAUAGAGGCAAAUGAAAAUUAAAAAAAAAAGAUAAGGAAAUAAAACCAAAACCAUAACUAUGGUGUGCAUAGUAUCUUUUUAGGAAUACAGAUAGCAUGAAAAAGAAAGAUCAUUGUAUUUUCUUUCCAUAUGGAUUUUUAUAUUAGGGAAAUGUUAUUUUACACUUAUUUUUAUUCCUGUGUGGGAUCCACAGGGGGUUACACUUGAUUUUAUUCAAGUAAAGUAGAGAUGAUUUUUUUUUUU